This is a messenger RNA of Penicillium malachiteum, 243 nucleotides long. RefSeq lists its product as uncharacterized. NCBI's taxonomy places the organism in Eukaryota, Fungi, Ascomycota, Eurotiomycetes, Eurotiales, Aspergillaceae. The coding region runs from base 1 to 243 and encodes 80 amino acids. The transcript has a single exon. The record is from RefSeq and is a predicted model, not a curated record.
AUGGAUACCAACGGAUGCGCGGAAUACGCAGUUGCCACUUUCGCUCUCUUUGCUCGAGGAGCAUCGUCUUCUUCGGGGGCUGUGCCGACUGGAAUCCAUGCUAAUAUCUUCGGGCCAAUGGAAGAGGAACCCUUCUCCCGGGACUCUCUGCGAGAGCAUAACAAGGCCAGAUAUCUCAAUAACUGGCAAGCUGAGAGCGACGACGCUCAUGCAGAAGCAGCGAUCCUUUUUUUGGGAAAAUGA